Molecule: messenger RNA, 516 nt
Organism: Rhinichthys klamathensis goyatoka
Lineage: Eukaryota; Metazoa; Chordata; Actinopteri; Cypriniformes; Leuciscidae
Gene: ccl32b.3
Product: chemokine (C-C motif) ligand 32b, duplicate 3
Exons: 3
Coding region: 114-470 (118 amino acids)
Biological process (GO): cellular response to interleukin-1; inflammatory response; lymphocyte chemotaxis
Cellular component (GO): extracellular region
Molecular function (GO): chemokine activity; CCR chemokine receptor binding
Source: RefSeq, a predicted model, not a curated record
UGUAGGGGGUUGAGGUUUGUGAGUGUGUGCACAAAAGAGCAGAGGAAAUGAAAGUGUGAAAUAUAAAGGUUGUGUGAAGAGUAGUUUCAGUCAUCGUCUACUGCACAGCUACGAUGAGGUCGCUUGUCUAUCUUCCUGUCUGCCUGGUGCUGUUUCUGCUCUGUCGUACUGCAGAAACAAGUCAGCGUUCUUUAAAUUGCUGUUUGAAGACUGGCAACUGCAGAAUAAAUAAAUACAGAGUGGUGGAUUAUAGAGUCCAGAAAGCAGGAGCUUGCGCUAUCAAUGCCAUUGUCUUGUGGAUCAAAAAAGGCAAAGCAAAGUGUUGUGACCCAGACUCGGAGUGGACCAAAGAUAUUAUGAAAAUGGUGGACCAGAAAAAAAUGUCAAAACAAAACUCUGAUCCAAAAGCCUCACCAAGACAAAAUAGAAGAAAAGGUGGAAAGGGACGCAAACAGAAGAAAACAAUUUAAAUUUUUUUAAUAUUUCUUUUAUGUUCAAUGUGUGCCAGCCAACUGA